AGGAUUUUUCAUUCCCAAUUCUAAAAACUUCCCCUCCUCCUCCAUCUACUCUCACAUAAACAAAAAAAGGAUGCCCAAAGAAGAAAGAAUUGAAUUCAGAGAAAUCAUAUCAUAGCUAUGCACAAACAAGCUAGCUAAAAAUCUUGAAAACUUUGAAAUUGAAGAUAUGGAAAAUUCAAAGAGCGGCAGAGAAGAAGAAGAGGAAGAAGAAAGAAGCGAAGACGACAGAAGCAACAGCUCAAGUAACAGCACAGUUGAAGAGAACAAUGGGAAGAAGGCCAGCUCUGGAUCCGUAAGGCAGUAUAUCCGCUCCAAAAAUCCCCGUCUCCGGUGGACCCCGGAGCUCCACCUCUGCUUCGUUCACGCCGUUGAGAGGCUUGGUGGAGAAGAAAAAGCUACGCCAAAAUUGGUGUUACAACUAAUGAACGUUAAAGGGCUUAGCAUUGCUCAUGUCAAGAGCCAUCUUCAGAUGUACAGGAGCAAGAAGAUUGAUGAUCCCAAUGAAGUUAUUUCACAACAAAGACGAAUCCUACUUGAUGCCGGAGAUCGACAUAUCUAUAACCUCAGCCAACUCCCAAUUCUACAAACUUUCAGCAAUCACACAUCAAUUUCUACCUUGAGAUAUAGGGAUGUGGUUGUGGGCAGCUCAAUUAACAGUACUAAUUGGGCAACACCAAACAUAACCAGAAAUGGAUAUAUGUCAACAAAUUCUUGGAGAUUUAUUGAUCACAAAAACUUAAUGUUAAAUCAAAGAUUUUGGCAAACUGCAUCAAACUUCCACCAAGCAAGCAAAGUUCAAGAAAGAGGCCUAGCACAAGCAAAUGCUCGCCCGUUUCCUCUACCCGAGCAAGCCCCGUUGAAGAGAAAGCAAGCCUCCUCGGAGCUCAACCUUGACCUCAGUCUCUCUCUGAAGACAAAUGGGAAGAAGACGAAGGCCGCGUAUGAUCAUGAAGAGGUCGACAGCAGCUUGUCGCUCUUGUUAUUUUCGGCCUCGAAAGAGAGGAAGAAUGGAGAUGAGGUGGCUGCUGCUUUAGAUCUGAGUUUGUGAAUGGGAGAGUUUUCUGAGUGAGAUUUUUUUCAAGUACUUCUUGUGUCAUUGCCAAUGCACAGAUCUAAAUUGUCGAGGUAAUGUGUGGUUUGUUUUUUUCUUGAUUCUUGAAUUGUAUGCAGAGAUUAAAAUUAGUAUUUUAAUGUAUAGACUAAUUGAUAUAAUCUGAAAUGGAGCAACUAAAUUAAUAUGAA
This is a messenger RNA of Salvia hispanica, 1242 nucleotides long. RefSeq lists its product as uncharacterized. The record is from RefSeq and is a predicted model, not a curated record. Lineage: Eukaryota; Viridiplantae; Streptophyta; Magnoliopsida; Lamiales; Lamiaceae. Gene Ontology annotation, molecular function: DNA binding; DNA-binding transcription factor activity.